This is a messenger RNA of Chionomys nivalis (European snow vole), 1905 nucleotides long. It is a transcript of the gene Cd5, whose product is annotated as CD5 molecule. The record is from RefSeq and is a predicted model, not a curated record. Gene Ontology annotation, cellular component: plasma membrane. The transcript has 11 exons. Bases 65 to 1537 code for a protein of 490 amino acids. Gene Ontology annotation, biological process: T cell costimulation. NCBI's taxonomy places the organism in Eukaryota, Metazoa, Chordata, Mammalia, Rodentia, Cricetidae.
GCCAGAUACCUUUCCAGGCUGACUACCAAGCUCACUGAGGCUGAGGCAGCAGAAAGCCACAUCCAUGGACCCCCACCAAGUGCUGCUGGCUGCCGCGUACCUGCUGGGAACCCUGGUUGCUUUCUGCCAUGGUCAGUCCCGACUGGAUGACUCAGGUCUCCAGGUGACACUAAGUGGCCUCAACUCCAAAUGUCAGGGUAAACUGGAGGUUCAGAUGGAAGGCCUGUGGGGGACUGUGUGCAGUUCCAGUUGGAGCUGGAAGCAGGACCUCUGGAGAAAUCCCCAUCAAGCCUCUGGAGUGUGUCAGCAGCUGGGAUGUGGUGACCCCUUGGUCCUCGGCUACUUCUCUUUAUUGAACAGAUCCCAGAACCAGAUCCUCUGUCACGGACCCCUGGGGUCUUUCUCCAACUGCAGCAGAAACUCACCAGCCAGGUGCCUUCCACUGACCCUGAUCUGCCAAGAGCCCCUAAGGAUGACACCUCCACCCACAACUGCUCCACCCACCACCAUCCCAGAGCCCACAGCUCCUCCCAGACUGCAGCUGGUGCCAGGACACAAGGGCCUGAGGUGCGCGGGUGUGGUGGAAUUCUACAAUGGCAGCAGAGGUGGUACCAUCCUCUAUGAGGCCAAGGACAGACCCCUGGGCCUGGAGAACCUUAUCUGUAACGCUCUGCAGUGUGGAUCUUUCUUGGCACAUCUGUUGGAGCCAGAGGCAGCAGCAACGCCGGCUCCUGAAGAGCUGAAGGGCCCCAAGCCCUUGCCAAUUCGAUGGGAGGUGCAGAAUGCAAGCUGUGCCUCGCUGGAGCAGUGCUUCCAGAAAACGAUGCCCCAGGAGGGCGGCCAGGCCCUAUCGGUCGUCUGUUCUGGUUUCCAACCCAAGGUUCAGAGCCGCCUGGUGGGGGGCAGCAGCGUGUGUGAGGGCAUCGCUGAAGUGCGCCAGGGAUCACAGUGGGCUGCUCUGUGUGACAGUUAUAUGGCCAGGGGUCCAGCACGGUGGGAGGAGCUGUGUCAGGAGCAGCAGUGUGGCAACCUCCUCUCCUUCCGUGCGCUGGAUGCUGACAAGACCACCCCUGGGCUCAUCUGUACCCAGGAGAAGCUGUCUCGGUGUUACCAGCUUCAGAAAAGGAACACCUGCAAGAGGGUGUUCGUCACAUGCCAUGACCCAAACCCAGCAGGCCUGGCUCCAGGCACUGUGGCAAGCAUCAUCCUGACCCUUGUCCUCCUGGUGGUGUUGCUGGUCAUGUGUGGGCCUCUGAUCUACAAGAAGCUGGUGAAGAAAUUCCGUCAGAAGAAGCAGCGUCAGUGGAUUGGCCCCACGGGAGUGAACCAGACCGUGUCUUUCCACCGCAGCCACAGGGCAACUGUAAGGCCCCAGGUUGAGACAGCCUCUCCUGUGGAAAAUGAAUACAGUCAGCCUCCCAGGAACUCCCACCUGUCAGCUUACCCAGCUCUGGAAGGGGCUCUACACCGUUCUUCCACCCAGCCUGACAACUCCUCUGAUAGCGACUAUGACCUGCAAGUGGCUCAGAGACUGUAAGAGACCUUGGAACCAGCAACAAAAGGCCAAGCAGGGCCCUUCUGUCCUGAGGAGCUUUUGCCACUUGGAGCAUCACCUCUAUUUCCACCUCAGCCAGCACCUGAACAGAGGCCAAGGUCCUUUGGAAAAGCUCCUGGGCCCUGCAGUGGCAGGCCAGUUCCUAUUUCCCCCCAGGGCCAUGACAGCCUGGCUGCUUCCUCCAAGAGCCAACGCUCAACGAAUCAACCAAUCCUUCCAAGCAAAGACUCCAGUAUUCAGAGGGGUUCCCACCCUCUGGGGAGCAGUGACCAGUGGGGUCGGCUUUCUCCUUGGCCUCUGAGGCCACGAAAGAAUGACAAGGCAGCACACACCUGCGUGGGAGUUUAUUU